Molecule: messenger RNA, 1221 nt
Organism: Melampsora larici-populina 98AG31
Lineage: Eukaryota; Fungi; Basidiomycota; Pucciniomycetes; Pucciniales; Melampsoraceae
Exons: 1
Coding region: 215-634 (139 amino acids)
Source: RefSeq, a predicted model, not a curated record
AGUCACAAAGCUGGUAACCCUAAUCUGAGACGAUUCAUCAAGACUCAAGCUCAUCUCUCAAUCCUAUCAACGAUCACUCACCUACCUCAUCAUCGUACCUCAAAAAACUUUUCAUCACAAUCCUCCUUGAACCUAUCUCGACCUCGAUUUCGAUUUUCCUCUCACCUGCUUUUCUUCUUCUCAUUUAGCUUUCGUCGUUUUUCGAACUAUUCUCAUGGCUGAAUUGGACCUAUACGGUGACCUGUAUGGCGAUGUCGAUGAUCCUGGUUCUCCUGUUGAACUUUCACCGCAACCUCCACCACCCAUAGACGAUCAACUCCCAGCCAGCGAUAUCAAACCCGUGGUGUCAUCUGCCUCCAUCAAAGGUGAAUCGAAUGGACCUCAACCGACUACGUUCUCAAUUUCCACCUAUGAAGAUAAUUAUGCAAACAAGAAAUCCGAUCACUCUCGAGAAACUGGAACUGAAUCCGGCUGGCAGGCACCAUCCUCUCGAUUACCUCUCUCCCCUGCACUUCAAAGCCCAUCGGCGGGAAGCGGCGGCCGGCCCGCUCUAUGGGGCGUCAAACCCUCUGAUAUGCCUGACGAAGGGUCAGUACUUUUCGCUCUCUCCCGCCCUUCGGCGUCUUUUUUUUAGACGAAGGCCCCUCCCUCUCUCCUUUAUCAGCUUCCUGAUCGUAUGGCCAUGAAAUGGCUCUGUGGAAGCACUCGCGAGGUCACGUCGAUGUCAGACAAAGAUCGCUUUCGAUCUUAUCUUAGCUACCGUAUCCUAGAUUGCCUUAGCUGCUUGAUAUCUGUCUCGUAGAACGAUUAAUCUGCUCUAGGCUUGAGAUAAAUACCUUAUACGCGCUUGAAUCGUUGAUUAAUUUGUCAAAUUUGCAUCUGACGAUUUAUAUUCACUGUAUCUACCUGAGCGCCUAUCAUCUACUGAUACUUCCUCCUUGAUAUACUUCACAUAACAUUAACACAAUACGAAAUAAUCAAUUACGUCUUACUUCACUAAAUCGUACAAUUACUUAGAAAAAUGUUCGUCGGCGGCUUGAAUUGGGAGACUUCUGAGGGUUCGUAACUUACAAUACAAUUAUUAUUAUCAUCAUGUUUAUAUAUAAUAGUCUAUAUCUGAUAACUGACUUAGGAAGAAUACUUAAUCGUACUUUCGUAUAUCCUUGAUGUCUUUAUAUAUCACUAUUACUAAUAUAUUAUGAUAAUUUAAAUCGUUUCCUC